Molecule: messenger RNA, 2229 nt
Organism: Trypanosoma cruzi
Lineage: Eukaryota; Euglenozoa; Kinetoplastea; Trypanosomatida; Trypanosomatidae
Exons: 1
Coding region: 1-2229 (742 amino acids)
Source: RefSeq, a predicted model, not a curated record
AUGGAUAUCAAAGGCGGGGAGUGUAACUGGCUUUUACUUUUUGACAUCGCUCUCAGUCAUGGCGAGUCCAUUCGCCAGCAACGCUUGCGAUACUCUGGGCUACUCACGCUGCUGCGCUCUGCUGGUCUUCUUGGCCCCAAAACGGGUGUGUAUCAGUUUUUGGUUGAAUCGCUUUGGCUUUUUCACGGGAAGCCACUGAGACCCAAUGAAAACGGCGACGCCACGAAAGGAGAUUUCCCCUUUCAUGAUCUUGCGGUUGACUUUGAUGGUUUUCUUUCCAUUAUGAACGUUGUAUGCGUAAGAUGCUAUCAGACGCAGCGCUGCUCAGAGCUUUUGGAGGAGAAAUGUCCUGUUUUAGAUGCCAUCAUUUUAUCUGCCGAGGACCAGGUGCAUUUGAGGGAAAGUGUGAUUUACACCGGACGCCGCUUUUUAAAACCACUGAUUAGUAGAUGUCUCGUUUUAAAGAGGACGGUGAUCUCGUUGAGCCCCAUGAAGAAUGGCUGGACACCCUACAUCAACCAGUUUGUGAUACAUGUUAUGGCUUCAUCAGCCCAUUCUAUUGUUCUACCAAUUUUUAAUCUUUACGCUGUUGAUGGUCGAAUUUACCGUGGUGCGUUUGAGAGAAUGCUGGACGAUGUGUUUCCAAACUUUACGCCUGUUCAGCAAAUAGGCGCCAGAUCUAUUUUUGACUACCCUGGGUUCUUUGGCAUUCAUAAUUUAAUGGAAUAUUCUACUUUGGAACUCCCCAAUGGGAGAGUGACGGCGUUAGAACUUGAUUCCUUUGCAGAGGCGCUUCUGAUGUUGGGUGUUGUGGCAUUUUCUGACGAGGUGCAGUAUGAGCAUCAUCGACCAUUUACAGCAAAGGUUUGGUCGGUUUUUGAAGAUUACUACAGUAAGUUUGUAGGCGCACCAAUGGUAGAUGAUCCUAUACUUGACAACAAAUAUGCCUCGAUUCCUCCAGCUAUUAGUCUUCUUUUUCCCUCCAGGGUGCCUAUUGACAAAACGUCGUCUUUUAUCAUUGGGGGUUGGAACCUGACUGUUGAUGAUCGCUCUGAAGACUCACUGGAUUUGGGUAAGGACUACCCUCCACGUAUUUUUCAGUUUCACAAGAUUAAUAUCACUCCCGACGGUGGAAAUGGAAGGCGUAUAUCUGGGCCCGUACCUGCAACCACUGCGGGACUGGCAUCAACGUUGUUUGGAGAAGAGUUGAAUCGACAAUUCCAGGCUGAAUACGAUGUUUUGAUUUAUGGCAUGAGGCGUUGUGCGGUGUAUGUAAAUGAGAUUCGUGUAAUGGCUUUUCAGCGAGGGUCCAAUAGGGUGGAAGUGGUCAUUCCAUCCUCCAUGUGGGAUAUUUCUGUCGAUACAAUGCAUGUUCAUUUUGUUGAAUCUAAAGAUGAGGGUAAACUAAUACUUUCUCCCAUUACUAAGGCAUCGGUAUCAUUACGUGACAGCUCUGGUAGCACUAUAUUCAGCUCAAAGGAUGUCCUAUUUGUGGCAGCGCCCUUAGUGGAGGUGAUUCCUGCAUCACACGUACGAGAAUUAAAAAGCCUUUUUGAGCGUCAUUCUACGGAAGCUGUGAUGACAUUUGAAGAAUUUAGUUCGGCGUGCAUUGAAUUAUGUGUUGAUACACUAUUGGCUCCGUGGGGUGACUGUUCAUCGUUCUUGGAGAUGUAUUUGGAGAGGAAGAGCAUUGAGGGACCCUCUGAUGCUGGGAAUGUUACUUGCAAAAAGGCCACCAUCCAUUUUCAAGAGUUUGUCUCCGCUGUGGCAACUCUCUUUUUGCACCAGCUAGAUGCAGAUGGCUAUAUGCCUAACAUUCCGUAUCUGUUUGGAGUUGUUCUGUCACGCUUAACCCAUAAUUUGCCACCUCUGCUUGAAAAAAAAAAGUUUUUGGGCGCAUCGACAACGUCAAAAGAACCACCAAAGUUCUUACAGCCACAUAAUGCUCGGAUCGAUGUGCCAUACGCAAAUGCCUUGCGCAAAAAGGCCUUGUCUAUAAAUUCACUUUCAGAUGUAAAAGAAAUAUUGAAGGGUGUGGGGAAGGGCCGAACCCCCAUGCGGCUAUUACCAGAAUUUCCUGCGGAGGCCAGGACGGUUGCGGUUGUUUCCCAGUACACCGAUGAUGAGAAGGGGCUUCGAGAAAAGGUGAGGACGGUCUCGGCAUCAUUGCGUAAGGCAUUUCUUAAGAAGGAGAUGGUCGUGUUGCAACAUGGAUUGAAGGCGGAAUGA